Messenger RNA from Mesorhabditis belari, 423 nucleotides. NCBI's taxonomy places the organism in Eukaryota, Metazoa, Nematoda, Chromadorea, Rhabditida, Rhabditidae. The record is from the annotation of a GenBank genome assembly.
AUGGGCUACUUGAGCAAGCGAUACCGUGAUUUUGGUCUCUUACCAGCGAUGGCUUCAAUUUGUGGAUCUUUCACAAUUCAUGCGACUUUGGUGGUACUCUUCACUCCACCCGAAGCCUCUAUGAAGCCGACUAUUGACGUUGUCGUGGCCGUGUACCUUUUGAAAGGUCAGCCAUCAGCUGAUGAUGAGUGUGCUUAUUUGGGAAUCGACGAUGGCUGGUGGUUUGGCGGAAGUUGUGGAGGAACGAGUCCCUACUUUUGUCAACUUUCCGCAGCGGCAAAUGGGUUUGCAGUUAAAGUGCUUCGAUCAUUGCCACCGAAUUGUGACACAGGAUGCGGUGGUGGAUUGUGGAUGGCCGGAUAUGAAGCCAUCGACACAAAUCAAGUGUAUCCAGCAUACGUUUGCAAGUCAUCGCCUUUGUGU